Sitodiplosis mosellana (orange wheat blossom midge) is the source of this 2717-nucleotide messenger RNA. RefSeq lists its product as uncharacterized. The transcript is spliced from 2 exons. Lineage: Eukaryota; Metazoa; Arthropoda; Insecta; Diptera; Cecidomyiidae. The record is from RefSeq and is a predicted model, not a curated record. Bases 253 to 2490 code for a protein of 745 amino acids.
GAGAGUCAUUUCGAUUGGGCAUCUCCAUCCAUACAUUUUUUGACAGGUAAUUGACGUAUGAAGAAAAAUGCUUGUAAAUAGUGAAAGCAGCCAAUCCAAUGAUGUACAUACCUUAAAUUUAUACAUUUUAAUCUUGAAUAUUUAAUUUGUUCAAAAGUAUUCGUAAUCGUUUCAUAUAUCAAUUAUUGCCCGUUUAAUUGAUUGAUUAAAAGUUAGUCCAUUCAUAAAAAUCAAAGUCAAAAUAAACAAACAAUGGACGAAAGUGAUGAAUGUAAUAUUGGUGUAGAUAAUGAAAUGCCUGUAGAUAUAAUACAAAUGCAGCAAAGUUUUUACGAAAUCUUCGGCUAUGGUUCACAUCUCAUUUAUGAUUGUUAUGCAAGUAAAGUGUUUGUUGAGAUGAAAAUCGACGUACUAUUGCCCGGUUUGGAUAAAGUGAAUAAAACUCGAUUGAUCGACAUGAUUUGGUCGCAAAGAAGUCAUCGUGGAAAUUUUCAACUGCUCAUGUCACCCAUAUUUGUGUGUGUUGUCUACGACACAAACAUCACUGGCCGUAUCACCUAUCCGUUUAAUAUCAAAUCAAAACACUUUUCGGUUCAUUCAUUAUUUCGUAUUCAAAAAUGCAGUGGCAAUUCGAUUGACGAGAAUGGUCAAAACAAGCACUGUGCCAUUUUUGUCGAUGAACACGGUCGAGUCUAUGGAAACUGGGAUGAUUUUCGUAACAACAAUAAAUACGAUGAUGGUCUUGUGAUUGCACCGAAAAUGGGCAUCUAUAAUGGUUUACCAUCAACCGAUCUGGUUUUAUUGGAUAUUUUCUUACGGAAAUCGGGUGUUACAAGGAAAUUAGACACUGGAUCAACGGUGAUUGGUUUGGCGUCAGCAGCAAUCGGUGGUAUUUCAUUAAUACCAGCAGUGACCAUUGCUCCGGUGGUUUUAGGUGUUGCAACUGUUGCAGGAGUGACGUGUGCUGUUUUCACAGGACUUCGCAGUGGUUACAAUCUGUUUGAUCGCAAAAAGCAUAAGCAAAGCAUUGGAUUGAAGAACAAGGAAGCACGUGGCGCAUGGCUCAAUGUCGGUGCGGGUAUAGUGUCGGCAUCAGCAGCAGGUGCUACACAAUUGGUUGCACGGGCCGCACGCAAUGGACGAAAUAUAUCGACUUUGGCACGAAACUCCACUCGUGUCAUAAGUAUUGGAGCGAUUGGUCUGAAUACUGGUGCAUGCGUAGAUGAAUCAUUUUCGAUAGUCAGUGCACUUUUGAAACGUGAACCAAUUUCGGGCCAGCAAAUGGUGCGAUUAGUUAUUGCUUUGUUCUUGGUUCGGCAUUCGGUGAGCAAUUUUCAAGCGGCCAAACAACUGAUGGCCACCGAUCUAAGCGAGAUCGAGUCAAUGACAUCACUUUUGUGCGUAAGCCAAAAAAAAUCGUUCAAAGAUUUGGUCGGUCGAACGGCAAAAGUUUGCGGAUCUACUGUAGCCAAACCGGUGGUGCGUUCGUUGAAAGGAUGUCUCAGCGAUCCGAGAGUGUUAAUGGAAAUGCUUCAAAUGAUAUUGAGAAAGGUACAAAGCGCUGAAGUUUCCAUCGAAGAUAUGAUGAAAGGUGUUUGCGGCAUCUUAGCUCCAUCGAUUGUACGUGAAUACUGCGUUGAAUUUGAUAAGCAUGUGAAUAAAAUUAUCCGAUCCUUGGGGCGGAAAUUAAAUAUUGGGAAUUUAAAUUCACUUCUACGGCCCGUAAUCAAUUUGCUACGAGAAAUGACGUUCAAAGCCUGUAAUAAAUUUCUGCAAUUCGUCGAACAGUUUGUCAUCGAAAUAGCACAAUCGAUUGUACGUAUAAAGACAUCCGUCCAUUUUGAACGUUUCUUGAAAAUGAUGCAUAUUAAGCUGGCACACCGAUCGGCCAUCGAACACACCGAUUUGAAUAGUUAUAUUCUGUCGAAGAAAGAUGAUGAAUUACAAUCAAUCGAUGCCGAAAUCCGUGAGACUAUCAGCGUUGAAAAGGUUGAAUCACUUGAACAAAUUGAAUCAAUUUACGAUGAGACGUAUGGAUUCGAUUGUGAUCUAAGUGAAAACCGUAAAUUGGAACUAUUGAUUGAUGAAUUCGCAUGCGAAUAUGCGGCAGACUUGGAAAAAUGCUCCCCAGCGGCCAACACAAAUGAAUUGCACGAAACAAUUGUUCAGAUCAUGAAGCAACUACCGUAUGAAAUGGCAACAAAGUUUUUUGCGAUUGUUAAACAGUUGCUAACUGACCAUGCACGACACAUCCAGGAAUCUCUAGGGCGCUUCAUAUCGGUAGACAUUUUUGUCGUCGAUAUCUAUUGUUUGCUCACCAAACAUUGUGCUACCAACGAUUGUGAAUCUCUGAGCGAAUACUUGUCAAACUACACAGUAAAUUUGUAUCGGAAUAUUGAAGAUGAAUUUUUGCAGAAUUACGUAGUAAAACAUGAUAGAUCUUUAAAAGAAACGCACUGCUCCACUUGUCACGGCAAAGUUUUCGUUUGAAUCCAUUGCACAAAAAAAAUGCACAUGUAAUUUGAUUUGAAGCACAAAAUAUUGACGCUACUAAUUACUUAAUAAAAAAUAACAAACUGACACCCACAAAGAAAAUGUUUUCUACAAUUUACAUUAGUAUAAGCAAAGAAAAAAUUCAAGAAGUGUUGUAGAUAUUUUGGCAAAAUUCUCAUAUUUCAUUUUUACAAAGAAUAAAUUCAAUAACAACAACAAAAAAA